GGCUCAAGUGGCUGCAAGGGGCUCAGAGCACUGGCCAUAGGUCCCAUGAUCAUCGUGCCUCCGCGCCCAGAAAUCCAUGCCUGGAACGGCUUCAGGUACGCCGGCGAUGUUCUGCACGACGCAGCCAUAAUAUUGCUGCUUUGUCAUUGCUUCCAGAAGUCGGUGGCAGGUCUUUCUGCUCGCGCGCAGUGGAUGUAUUUGAUACUCUACGUGUCACGAUACUUGGACAUCCUGCAGGAGCAGUCAGCAUAUUUGGUGGUGCACAAGCUGGCUUUCAGCGGCAGCACGCUCGUGGUGCUUCUGUGUUUCCACUUCUUCUGCGAGACAUAUGACCGAGAUGCGGACACCUGUCCUGGCUGGGCCUUGGCCCUGAUGGCCCUGCUGGCCCUCACUCUCCUGGCAUGCCCAUGGCUGGGAGAAGGCACGCUGGAGAUCCUUUGGACUUGGUCACAGCUUCUCGAGGGCUUCGUUAUGGUGCCGCAGUACGUGUGCUCUUAUCGCAAUGCCAAGAGGGGCCGAGUGGACAGCCGCGGGGUGUCUGCCUGGAUUUGUCUCAUGGGCGCGUACCGCCUGUUCUACUUGCUGCAUUGGCUCUACAUGAGGUCAUGGAGCUCCGUCUAUUGGGAUCCAACCACCUGGCUCAGCGGAAUUUUAAAUGUUUGUCUAUUUGCUGACUAUGUCCUGUGUCUUCUCGCGGGCGUGUCAUGCCUGCGCCGCAUCACGCUUAGCUUCGACGACGGUCUUCGCCAGGUGGGGGACGAGUUGCGCGACCGCUUGGGCGGGUGCCUCCUCUCCUGUGAGAAGAUGCCUUGACCUGCGGCCAGUCGACUUACACGCUUCGGGAGAAACCUGCAGCAAAGCAAGCAGUCCAGCUUGGAUUUGAAAUUUGGAGCGAUUUGGGUGAUGCCGCGAUGCCAUAGGCUGCGACUUUUGUUUGGGAGGGCCAUGGAUAGAAUUGCAUUCGUUCCCACCUCCAUGCGUGUACAGUAUACAGAACAUAUGAGCAGUAGUCGAUGUUCAUUGUCAUUUUGUGUGGU
Messenger RNA from Effrenium voratum, 1037 nucleotides. NCBI's taxonomy places the organism in Eukaryota, Dinophyceae, Suessiales, Symbiodiniaceae. The record is from the annotation of a GenBank genome assembly.